This is a messenger RNA of Amaranthus tricolor (Joseph's coat), 1620 nucleotides long. Its product is annotated as RGG repeats nuclear RNA binding protein A-like. Gene Ontology annotation, cellular component: nucleus; cytoplasm. The record is from RefSeq and is a predicted model, not a curated record. Bases 402 to 1496 code for a protein of 364 amino acids. NCBI's taxonomy places the organism in Eukaryota, Viridiplantae, Streptophyta, Magnoliopsida, Caryophyllales, Amaranthaceae. Gene Ontology annotation, molecular function: RNA binding. The transcript has 7 exons.
UGAAAAUAAGUAAACAAAAUUAAGUGUUUUUUUUUUGAGGUAAUAAAAGCAAGUGUUUGAAUGCAAAGUGAGUUCCAUAGAACACGAUAAAUUUGAAGACUCAUCUCUAUCUCUCUCCUCGUUCAUUGUCAUAGCGGCUUGUCAUUGCGGCUAGGGUUUUAGAGCCUUGUCACUCAUUUCCUUCUUUCACUUCUCUCUCAUCUUCUUGUCCUCCUUCUAUCCUUUUUCUUUCUUCUCAGUGGAUGUGACAUAUUCUGCCUGAAAACAUUAAUUUUUCAGAUUGUACCGAUCCAAAUUUCCCCAAUGGUAAUACCCAAUAAUUAAUCCAAUUUUUCUUCUGUUGGAUUGGUGGGUUUGUUAGCAUUUGAUUUUCGCUUAAAACCCAAUUUUUAUUCCCCAAAAUGGCAACUAUGAACCCUUUUGAUUUGUUGGGUGACAAUGAUAAUGAUGACCCAUCUCAGCUCUUAGAGUCUGCUUCUGCUCAUCUGCAGAAAACAGCUGCUAAGAAAACUCCUGCUCAAACCCCUCAAAAUCAGCAACAAAAAGCUGCAAAAUUGCCCACCAAACCUCUUCCUCCAGCUCAAGCUGUCCGGGAGUCGAAAAAUGAAACUCAGCGUGGUGGAGGGCGUGGAGGAGGUCGUGGUGGAGGGCGUGGAGGAGGUCGUGGUGGUGGCCGUGGACGUGGGGGAUACUAUAGAGACUACUCUAACAAUGAAAGUGCUUUCAAUAACACCGUGGCACCCGGUGGAGGAGAUGAAGGGGAAAGAGGUUCUGAAAGGCGACCUUUUGGAGGACCUCGUGGCCCUUAUCGUGGUGGUCACCGAGGUGGUUUCAACAAUGAGGAGGGCAGAGAUGGAGAACGCCCACGUAGAACCUAUGAACGCAGAAGUGGGACAGGGCACGGAAGUGAGAUGAAACGUGACGGAUCUGGCCGUGGAAACUGGGGCACUCAAGCUGACGAAGUAGCUCCAGGUACUGAGGAAGCUACGGAAGAUAAUGAAAAGAAUUUGAAUGCUGAGAAUCCUCCGGCUGUAGAAGAUGCUGCUGAUGGCAACAAGGAGGGCCAGCCUGAUGAGACUGAAGAAAAGGAACCCGAAGAGAAGGAGAUGACACUAGAAGAGUAUGAAAAGCUGCGGGAAGAGAAGCGGAAAGCUCUAUUGGCUCUGAAGACCGAGGAACGGAAGGUGGAGGUUGACAAAGAAUUCCAUUCCAUGCAACAACUUUCAAACAAGAAAGAUGAUGAAUCUGUUUUCAUUAAAUUGGGAUCCGACAAGGAUAAAAAGAAGGAGGCAUAUGAAAAGGAGAAGGUGAAGAAGUCUGUGAACAUCAAUGAGUUCCUAAAGCCCGCUGAAGGUGAGAGAUUUGGCGGCCGAGGCAGGGGACGUGGUCGUGGACCAAGGGGUGGCGGUUAUGGUGGCGGAGGCAAUAGGAUGUAUAAUACACCUGCUCUCGCAAUCGAAGAUCCCGGGGAGUUCCCAACUUUAGGUGGCAAGUGAAGCCAUAGCUAAGCUAAACUAAGAACUUUGGUCUAUUUGUGGGGUUUUAACUUGUCUGUCUUUUGAUUUCUAAACUUUUUUGAGUCCAGGAAUGAACUUAUAGCUGUAAGUUUCCUGUAUCAAA